GCAGACGUACCUAUGUCAAAUGUAGCGUGCCUUGUUGUUUUGUGGUAAUUUUUCACACAAAUUGUGACAAAAAGUGUUAAAAAUGUCGAGGGAUCCUAGAAAGCCCUAUGGACUACCACCGAGAGAACGGGAUCGAGAACGUAACUGGCGACCAGCGGAGUACUCGCGGCGGUCUCGAUCGCGGAAGAGAAGCCGGAGCAGGAGCCCGAUGCGGAGGGACAUUGAUGCACGCGCGCGCUCUCCUCGCAGGAACGAUAAGGAUGUUUUGGAUGACAACAUCUUGAGUGAAAUAUCCAAACUGCCAGAACCAAGUGAGCUAUGGGAUGGUCAAAAUCAAGAACCAAACUUCCCCACCGGUCCUCCACCACCACCAAAUUUCCGACCUGAACCGUCAAAUCCUCAAAAUUUCCAGACGUACCAACCAUCAUAUUCUGGCAUAUACGAAGACUUUCCUCCAGUACCUCCGUCUCAGAUCCCACCUGAGAUAGCAUCGUGGAACCAGAUGUCUCUCCCACCGCCUCCUGCUCCCGCACCUGUGUUUGUCAACAACAUUGAAGACCAAAUGAAGAAAGAAGCCGCUAUAGAGUCAGAGAUGCGUCACCAGAAGGCCGCUCUAUCGAAGCAAAGAGAAGACUACAUCAAGAAAGCAGGAAUAUUGAAAAAGGAAUUAGACACGUUGAAAGAUCAGCGAAACGAACUUCGAGGUGACGCGAAACGCUCACCGAGCCCGGACACCAAGAGGUUCUUAAAAGAAAACACCAAGUUGCAGUUGGAGAUCCAGAACAAGCUGAAGACGAUCAACAACGUAGUGGACAUGCUCAAUGGCAUUAUCGGCGAGGAGGCGCAGGAACUACGCGAGGGCUCCGCUGACUCGGACCGCGAGCGUCCCAAACGCAAGUCUAGGUCGCCGGCCAACAAGAAGGUGAACUACGUGUACUACGACCCGGAAAUGCACUGGUGCCGCGUGUGCAACGAGUUCCCGCCCACCGCCAAGGACUACCUCAACCAUUUGCACUCGCAGGCGCAUCACAAGAUGGCGGCGGCGCAUAUGGAGGCGCCGUGGCACUCGGUGUCGGGCGUCAACGAGGGCUUCCCCAGCAUCCCCUCGGCGCCCACCAAGCGAACCCCUAUCAGAGGUCUGCAAUUCUUCGUGCCUUCGACGGCGUGGUACUGCAAGCUGUGCGACCAGUUCAUCGGCGACCUGCACUGCGCCUCCGCGCAUCUUAAGUCCGUGCAACACUCCAAGAACUAUACCAACUUCGUCGAACAAAAUCCCCACUGGGAAACAGACUGGAUGUCGGACCGUCAGAAAGCGUUCGAGAAGUCUCGCGCCAACAAGGGCAAGGUCGAGGAAAAGCCACAGUACGCCGCACAUACCAUCACCUUCCACAAAGACGGCUUCCACACCAAGCGCAAGGACAACAGCCCGCCGCCGCCGGAGAAGAAGCGCAAGAAGGAGAAGAAGAAGAAGAGCAAGAAGAAGCACAGCAGCAGCAGCUCCGACUCCAGCCGCUCCUCCAGCUCCGACAGCGAUGACGACGCCAAGAAGAAGAAGAAAAAAAGCAAGAAGAAGUUCGAGCCGGAUGAGAAGACGCUGUCGCAGUGGAUGUCGGCCAUCCAGGCCGAGCGCCUCAACGCCACCGACCGCAAGCUGCUCGACAACCUCAAGAACAGAUUUAAGAUAGAAAAGUCUGAUGACAAACGUCGGUCGCCGGAGAAAGAUAGAGAACAUUCCAACUCGGAGUCGAGAAAAACCAGAGAGAGAGAGCGUGAAAGCGAGCGACGCGAGCGCAGCCCGCACGAGCGGCGCGAAUCCCGCGACACACGCGACUCCCGCGACACACGCGAAUCCCGCGACGCGCGCGAUUCCCGCGACGCGCGCGAAUCCCGCGAGUCCCGUAAAUCCCGCUCGCAGGAAACGCGUGACGAACAGCGCCGGAGGAGCCCCUCGCAGACUGACGUGAAGAAGCCGGAGAUCAGGAAGAUGCCGUUUAUUGGUAAAAUGCCUGUAUACAAGCAUUUGGGCAAGACCAUCAAACAAGAAGAACAAAAGAAAGAGGAGCAGAAGAAAAAAGACGAAGAAGAGGCCUCCAAGAAGAGAAGAGAAGAAAUGGACGCUGAGAUACAGAAAAAGGUGGCUGAGUUCAAGGAGAAGAUAGCGCGCGCGCAGCUCGAGAGGCAGGCGCAGGUGGCGCUGCCGCCGCCCGGCGUCGCGCUGCCCGCACAGCUCGCCGCGCCGCCGCCGCCCGCCUACCUGCCGCAGCCGACGCCGCCGCCUCCUCCCGCUUUAGCGCCGACCCUGCCCAAAGACUUCCAAGAGGCCCUCGACAUCAUCUUCCCGACCGAAGUCAAACCGGACCUGACUCAACAGGACAGCAUCUUCGGCCUGCCGCCCGGCUUCCCCAUGUCACUGGGCGGUAUACCUCCCUUCCCGCCGCUAUUCCAGCCGCAACCAAUGUUCGGGUUCGAUCUCAAUGCGCAGCUGUUUCCACCGCGCGCCUCGUUGUAUGACGCGCACGUGCCGCUCGUGCCGCAGGCAUCGCCCAAGCCGAGACACUCGCGCCCCAAGCACGACAACAAGAACAAACAGAAGCAGCAACUAAAUCAACAGCAGCAAAAUCAACAGCAACAGCAGUCGCAGCAGCAGAAUAAACCGGAGGUCAAGCAGGAGCCGAAGACGGAACCGCAGCCGCCGGCGCAAGCAAACGGUCCGCCUGCAAAGAAUAAGGAGGAAAUGGAUGACUUGGCCAUGUUGGGCAUCGACGCGUCAGAUGUUGGCGCCAACAUUUGAUCCAAGAUAAGGGUCCGCCGCCUCAGUCGCUGGUGAUGCGUUGACGACACUACAAUAAUUAGAGAAUCGAAAUGUAAACACCUCUCUCUUCUGCUACUGAGACUAUAAUAAAGAUGUUACGAAGAUCAGAAUCCAAAUAAAUAUUGAUCACUGCACGGAAGCCAGGCAGAUUAUAAUAUAGAAAGAUAUAUUUUCGUAACUACUUUUGUGAUGUUGGGUAUGGAUGUACCAAUAUUGUUAGUAAUCGAAUCGCUAAUCAGGAAGUUGAUAAUACUUAUUCAAUUACUUUAUUGCGUGUAGCGUAUUCUUCACAUGUAUUAUACCUAAGAUUGUGUGACAUCAACAAAAAGGAUCAAUGAUACAGAUUGGUUAAAUAAUGAAACAGAUUAAUAUUAGUGUGCCAAUAUUACUGUCAUUGUUAGCAAUAAUAUUAAAACUGCACCUGUGUGAGAUUAAACAGUUUUAUGUCGUAGUCAAGCAAGAGGGCUUAGUAUUACAAAAUCUAGAAUAUAUUGGCUAAAUGUGGUCAUCUUCACGAUAUUAUUACGAUGUGAUUGUAAUGAAAAAAGUUAUUAUACAUUGGUCCCUGCACGUUAAUAAGUAUAUUUUUUCAAAGUAUAGUGGUAAUAAAUGUUAUGCAUGAAAUAGUAAAUAUAAAGACAUAUUGAAAUUGCAAAUGCAAUACUCUACAGUAGACGGCACGUCAGGUUAUACAUUUUUGUUACAAAUUAGCAUCUAUUACAACCACAUUAAAAGCCAAUGUUAGGCUUGACAUGCCGUCGUCCGUACUUGAACGAACAAUGUUUUAUUGUUGACUCAUUUGUGCACAGUGAAAGGGUUUAAUAAAUGUGCUAGUAAAAUUAUAACGGCGCGCGCGCACGGGUGACUUUUAUCAUCGUGACAAUAAUUAUCUCUUUUUUUUAUAAAGGUGUAAAAGAAACAGAUAUACCGUCAUGGAUAAUACUGUCGCGGCGACAAAAGACCUAUGCGCACGCGCCUUAAUUCGGGUCAAAUUGUCAUGUAAGUUGCCUAUUCUAUGAUAUCUGUUUGGUCACCAUGCUAUUUCGUUAACUCGAAUGGCUACGUGUAAAUGGGACUUGAAUUUAUAGUGUUAUUAUGUGAGACAUGAAGUGGACGAUUGAGAUAAAUCUGUAAUAUUUUUUCGCAAAUGUUAUGUUACAUUUAUUAUGGAAUUAUAAAUCUAACCGUAAAGUUAGUUAUUGACAUGCAUUUGGUGGAUGAUAAUAAAUAUCAUGGUGAUUAUAAUAAA
This is a messenger RNA of Ostrinia furnacalis (Asian corn borer), 4061 nucleotides long. RefSeq names its product zinc finger matrin-type protein CG9776. Gene Ontology annotation, cellular component: nucleoplasm. Gene Ontology annotation, biological process: positive regulation of DNA-templated transcription; negative regulation of DNA-templated transcription. The record is from RefSeq and is a predicted model, not a curated record. NCBI's taxonomy places the organism in Eukaryota, Metazoa, Arthropoda, Insecta, Lepidoptera, Crambidae. The transcript has 16 exons. Gene Ontology annotation, molecular function: zinc ion binding; nucleic acid binding. Bases 83 to 2791 code for a protein of 902 amino acids.